Messenger RNA from Schistosoma rodhaini, 3883 nucleotides. NCBI's taxonomy places the organism in Eukaryota, Metazoa, Platyhelminthes, Trematoda, Strigeidida, Schistosomatidae. The record is from the annotation of a GenBank genome assembly.
UUAUCUUAUAAAUCAAUUGUGAUACCAUUUUCUAUUUCGUUUAUUCUUUUAUUAUUCCUCAUUUAUUUGAUGAGGGUUACUUACUUACUUAGUUACUAAGUUACGCCUGUUACCCCCCCCCCAAUGGAGUAUAGACCCACUGACAAGUAUUCAUGGUAUCAAUAUUUCGUUUAUACAACAAUAUACUACUACUACUUAUUAAUUUCAUCAAACAGUUCAUGUAAUUCCUUCAAAUGAAUCAUACUCUUAUCAUACUACUUAUAUAACUACUUAUUAUAAACAAAAAAUCAAUGAAAUAAAUAUGCAAGAUAAUCAUUGUACAAAUAAAGAGGAUCUAUCUAAAUCAAUUGAAGGUAUUCAACCGAACCAUUUAAACAAAUGUAAUCAUAUAAUAGAAGAUAUAAACCAUACAAAUAAUAAUCAUAAUGAAUUUGAUAUAAUGAAACGAUCCAAUUCCUGUAUAUAUAAUUCAUUCUAUAAUUCUCGUUUAUCACCAUUGAAAAGAUCUUUCCCUUGUGAUAAAUCAUCAUAUCAUGUUUGGAAACCAGUCUCAACAUUCGUUACAAAUUUACAAUCGAAAUUAUUAAAUCAUUCAAAAUCUGAACAAACAAAUCAACUAGUUAAUCAUAAACCAAAUAUAAAUCAUCUUGGACGAUUCAAUGUUGGUUGUCCUACUGGUUGUAAUUCAUCGAUAGCUGAUGUUUCCAUGAAUGAUGAUUAUGAAUUAUAUACAGAUAUUAUACAAUCUACUGAAUUAUUAUCCAAUCAUGAACACCAAUCUAUUCAACCAGAAUUAAAUGCCCAUAAAUCUCAUAUGAGAUCACCUCAAUUUAUGGAAAAUGAUCAUUUAUCUAAGACAUAUACAGGAACUACAAAAGCUCCGGUCAUUGUAAGAUUAAACGUGAGCGGUACCAUAUUUCAUGUCAGGCAUAGUACAUUAAAACAUGAUCCAUUUGUAUAUGGUAAAAUGUUAGAAGAUGCUAUAUGGAUUGAUAAAACAAAAGAAUAUUAUUUUGAAAGAGAUCCAGAAGUAUUUCGUUUUAUAUUAAAUUAUUUAAGAAGAGGUGAAUUACAUUUACCCCAUGGUAUGUGUGGUCCGAUUGUUGAAAAAGAAUUAGAUGAUUGGGGUAUAGCAUUAGGUUUAGAUAUACAAAGAUGUUGUUUAGGUCCUGUUAUGGAAAGUAAAUCAAAAUUAGAAUCAUUACAUAGAUUUGAAGAGAAAUUAGAACCAGAUGCUGUACGACCUGAUUACUGGAUACAAUCAUAUCGUUGGCAAUCAUUUCGUGAAAAAAUUUGGUCUGUUAUAGAUAUAUCACCAAGGUUAAUUAAUUCACGUUUUACUACUAAUAAACAUAGAAGACAUUAUUUACCUAAUGAAUUAUUCCCUAAUGAAUAUAGUUCAACAAGUGAUCAAUCUAAUCCAAAUGAUACUAGUUUAAAUUCAACUAAUAAUCAUAUAACUAAUCCUACGGAUCAUUUCAAUCAUGAUUAUUCUAUAGAUAAUGAACAAUUGAAUAAUAAUAAUAAUAAUAAUAAUAAUAAUAAUACUCCAUCUGGAUGUAGUUCCGAACCGACAUCAUUUGAACUAUCAACAAUGACAUCCAUGAAUUUAUGUUGUCAUAACAAAUUCAAUCGGCCUAAUAAUAAAUGUCCUGCUAUAUUUAAUUUAUAUUCAUCUUCAACUAAUCAUGAAUCUGUCUAUUUAACAUGGUUAAGACGUUUUUAUUUUAUUUAUGAAACAUUAAUUAUUACAUCAGCUGUUGGUGUUUUCAUGUUAUCGACUGUGAAAGAUUUUCGAGUACCAUUCCAUUUGAAUAUUACUGAAUAUACUGAUUUAUAUAAUGAAACUAUAUCAGAUUAUAAUAAUCAUAUAGAAGCAACUAUUAAUUCUAAUUCAUAUAGAACUAAUAAUAGUUAUUUUACUUUACCAUCUAAAUGGCUUGUACAAAUGGAUAUUUUUUUUUCUAUAGCUAUUACUAUUGAUGUUAUUAUACGAAUGAUAUUUUGUCCAUCAAUUAUGUUAUGGUUCUUUUCAUUAUCAACAUUAAUUGAUAUUUUAUCAUUAAUACCAUUCUAUUGUGAAUUUAUAUUUUAUGAAUUAGUUUAUAAUAAUAAUAAUAAUUCUGAAGCUAUUUGGUGGUUAAUUCGUGUACUUCGUGUAGAAGAAUAUUUUGUUGUCCUGAAGGUAUUUGUGGUAUUACGUUUAUUUCGUUUAUUAAGACGUCAUAAAGGUACACGUGUAUUAUUUUAUACUAUACGUACUACAAUAACUGAUUUAUCUAUUAUUAUUUUAUUAAUAUUAGUUAGUGCAUUAUUUUUUGGUGCUGCAAUUUAUUUUGUUGAUUCAACAUUUUCUGAUAUACCUAAAGGUUUUUGGUGGGCAUUAAUUACUAUGUCAACUGUUGGUUAUGGUGAUUUAGUACCAAAUAAUACAUGGGGUUAUAUUGUUGCUACAGCAUGUAUUAUAUUAGGUACAUUAUUAAUGUCAUAUACAAUACCUGUAUUAGUAAAUCAUUUUUUAUUAUAUUAUGCUCAUGCUGAUCAAUUAUCUAUGGUGAAACAAUUACAUAGAACAGCUAAACGUAAAAUACGUAAUAGAAAAAUGUCACGUUAUUUACAAAAAGCAUUAUUAAAUGCUAAAUCAAUUGUUAAUGCAACAAUAACAAAUGUGAAUAAUAAAACAAUAACAGAGAUACAUAAAUAAAUCAUGGUUUCCUAGUAGUUAUACAAUCACCGAUCACCGAUCACCACCCCUAAUAUUCAGCCCUGUUUUCAUGUUGGCUAAAAUCUUUAAAUGAACAAUCAUCAAAGUAGGAGGGGGGAGUGUAUAAACAAAAAUCUAAACUUACAAUGAUGUUUCAAUGUACCCUCUUGGAGGAGCAUAGGCCAUCCACCAGCACUGAAUGUAACAAUACUUAAGAUCUUUGUGUUUAUCACUUUUUCUUUAUAUCUGUCAAUUGGACCGCUUUAUUAGUAAGCAAUCUCAUUUGUUUUGUAUUGUUGAAUCAAUUUAUAAUGUAAUCUUUCCUAACCUCUUUAUAGACAUAUAUAUAUAUAUUGACUAUAUCACUAUAUCAUACGAAUGUAUAGCUGAAGUAAAUGAUUUCGUAAUAAGGAAAAUUUUUUUUUUUCACACUGAAUUCUAUCUCUUUUUUCUUAUUCAAUGAUACUAUGAAUUAUUUUAAUAGAUUGUUAUAUACAAUCACCAAUCCCCACCUCCCCACCCCCCUCAUAUUCAGCCCCUGUUUUCAUGUUUGCUGAAAUUUUUAAAUAAACAAGCAUCGAAGUAGGAGGGGGGAAGUGUAAAACAAAAAUCUUAACUGACAGUCAUAUUACAAUGUAACAAUACAUAAGACACUCAUUAACCAUAAAAAACUAUAUAUAUAUAUAUACAUGUAUAUAUUUCGCUUAGAUACUAAAUCAUGACUUUCGAAUAUUGUACAUUGUAUCCUCUUAUUAAAAGAGAUAAAUAUUCAUUUAAACUUUAUUUCUUUUCCUUAAAUUUAUCAAAUUUUUUAAUUUUUCGAAAAUUUUGUUUCUGUGCUCAUUACGUUUUUAUUAGAAGUUCAAUGAUUUUAUGUAUGUAUGUAUGUAUGUAUGUAUGUAUGUAUGUAUGGAUGGAUGGAUGUAGUCAUGGCAACAAUGUAUAACCAAUUAUUAAUCAGAAUGUAAUGUAGGAUUUGUUUUGAAUAGUCCAUUUUGUAGCGUAGAACAUUAACAAUGUUCAAUAUAUAUUAUGAUCAAGAUGAUUGAAUGCUUCUGUUACUUUUAUUUGUUUAUUUAUGUUAUGUAAUGCAUUUUGAAUAACUUUAUAAUAGAGAUAAAUUAAAAUUGUUCAAUAUGAUAAUUAUAGUUGUUACAGUAUAAAUGUGUUAUAUUUCGA